AUGAACCUGUUUGUGAUCGCCGCGGUUGGAGUCGUUGUACAGCUUUUCGCCCUGCUGACGGCGGGCGACCAUUUGGUCGAGUUUGUAUCGAACUAUCAGCAGAAAGCUGCCAUCGAUUACUCCUUCCGGUACUACAUCGACCAUCCGCCCUCCGGUGUGUCGCUGGAUCACUGGGAAAACCGGAAGGGAGACUACGUGCACGGUGGCUACGGUGUCCUUGAGCCGGGAGGAUUCGUCCGCACCGUUCACUACGAAGUCGAAGGCGACAGUGGCUUCCGCACGGUCAUCAAAACAACGGCACCGGGAAGCUCCCAACAGUACAGCAUACACAGUGCGGGCAAAAAAACGCCGCCACCGCAGCCACUAUGGAACACCAAACCGGUAGCGUUCGUGCAGGGAGGCCAUAAAUCGUAG
Anopheles coustani is the source of this 414-nucleotide messenger RNA. It is a transcript of the gene Cpr62Ba, whose product is annotated as cuticle protein 8. Bases 1 to 414 code for a protein of 137 amino acids. Gene Ontology annotation, cellular component: extracellular matrix. The record is from RefSeq and is a predicted model, not a curated record. NCBI's taxonomy places the organism in Eukaryota, Metazoa, Arthropoda, Insecta, Diptera, Culicidae. The transcript is spliced from 3 exons.